Molecule: messenger RNA, 4909 nt
Organism: Candoia aspera
Lineage: Eukaryota; Metazoa; Chordata; Lepidosauria; Squamata; Candoiidae
Product: complement receptor type 1-like
Exons: 35
Coding region: 156-4709 (1517 amino acids)
Source: RefSeq, a predicted model, not a curated record
CUUUGCGCUCUCGUGUCCUCCGUUAGAUUCCCUCUGACCGGCCUUUAUCGCACGUCCCCCUCCGGUGCCCGCUUCUGUUCUGCACCCGCAUUCCCGGCGCGCUUGGAGAUUCAUUCUUUGAAAGGAAGGAUAAAGUGGGUAGACCUUCCACUGUGAUGUUCGGGAACUUCUUCUCCCACCUGGGUCCGAGAAUCUGGGUGCUUUUUCCCCUGUUUUCCGGAAUACUGGGUGACUGUAGUCCUCCACCAGCAUUGAAAUUUGCUAAGCCAUACAAACCUAUUAAAUCUAGCUACAAACCUUUUGAGUCAGUAGUCUAUGAAUGUCUUCCUGGCUACGAACAAAACCACAGCAAAAAAUAUAUCACAACCUGUUUUCCAGACACAGGAUGGAACCAUAUAGAAGAGUUUUGUGAGCGUGGCUGUGAGACUCCACAAGAGACCAGAUUUACCGUAGUGGAACAUUAUGAUCUUUCUUUCUAUUCUGUGGGAUCUGUUGUGAACCAUAUUUGCCAUCGAAGUGCUGAGCACAUCCCUGGUCAUCCAAAAAGGCCUGCUAUUACUUGUCUUUCAAAUUAUACCUGGUCGCCAGUCCCAGUUUUUUGUAAAGGAAAAUCGUGUGGUGAUCCAGGAAAACCAGAAAAUGGUGACCGCAUUAUUCUAACGGAUUUCCUGCUAAGAGCAGAAGUAAAUUUCAUCUGUAACGAAGAGUACCAAUUAAUUGGAUCACCUACAAGCCAGUGUUUACCACGUGGAUUGUUUAAUAACACAGUCGUAUGGAAACCAGAGCCUCCAAUAUGUUCCAGGCUCACUUGUCCUCCUCCUCCAGGAAUAAUGAAUGGAAAUUAUACUGGAGGAAAGAAUGGAAGUUUUCCCCUUAACUCAGUAGUAACCUAUAUUUGUGAUCCUGGCUUUUCACUUUUUGGAGACCAUCCUCUGCAUUGUAUAACUGAAGAUAAUAAAACUGGAAUCUGGAGAGGUUCUGUUCCUGAAUGCAAAGGUAACUGCCCACCUCCAGAUCUACCCCCCCAUGCUUCAGUAAAAGAAGUAGACCGAAAAGAGACCUAUUCUGCUGGAACUGUUCUGCAGUUAGAGUGCAUCCCAGGUUAUGAAUAUAUACCUGGAAAAAAACGUUCUACUACAUGUCUUGACACUAAUGAGUGGCUAAAUCUUUCUGAACUUUGUCAAGGAAGGCAAUGUCCCAUUCCACGUAUAGAAAAUGGUAGAAUAAAAUCCAUGAAUGAGCUCCGGCUUGGUGAUGAAGUAAUCCUUGCUUGUAACGAUGGGUUCAGAAUGAUAGGUGGUUCCACCCGUCAGUGUGUUUUGAAAUCGGGCAUGGUUGACUGGAAUAGUGACCUUCCAUAUUGCCAACGUAUUCCUUGUGCUCGCCCUCCUUUAAUUUCCAAUGGAAGGUAUGAUCCUAAUCCUUCAGAUGAGUAUGAUGCUGGCACAAUUGUGAUAUAUCGGUGUGAUGCUGAUUACUCCCUUAUUGGAAAUUCAACUAUUACAUGUACAGUUGCUGCAAAUGGUGUAGAUGGAACAUGGGAUUCACCUGCACCUGAAUGUAAAAAGGUCAAGUGUCGUAGACCAAACAUCCAAGAUGGGAGAGUGGAAGAUGUGUUUCAAGCUUCGUAUUCGUAUAACAGUCGCAUAUCAUUUCGAUGCAAUUCUGGCUACACUUUGGUAGGGGCUGCUUUUGUUAAAUGUGAUGCUGAUAGUACAUGGAAUCCUCCUGUUCCAAGCUGUAUUGAACGUGUAGCCCCCACCCCUACCAAACCAGCCAGACCCCCCACACCUGCUGUUCCUCCUACCCCCCCAAUUCCCCCUAUGCCUGGCACUGUUCCUCCAGAAGACGAUGAGGCUAAAGAAGCUCCAACGUCUUCAACCCCAACUGAAACCACUCCCACAGAUGAAUCAGGAUAUGGCAAAACUGUUGGAAUUGCUAUCGGAACUGUCAUUGCCGGUAUAGCUCUGGCCAUUUUAAUUUUUACAGCUGUGAAAAAGCGAAAAUCUAACCCUCGUCCUUCUUCUUCUGGUACUUAUUGUGUAGCUUCAGAGAAAGAAAUGGCUUUGGAAGAAAAGCAAACAAAAGAUGUGCAAGACUUGGUUUCAAAGUUUACCAAGAAAAAGCAAGUUCUGCUGCCCAAGUCUGGUUCCCCUGUGGCUUUUGUCAUCGCUGAGACUGCAACAGGAGCAAUGAUUUCUGCCUGCACGCUCAACCUUUUGUUUUCUGCUGCAUUUCUGGCUGCUCCUUCAGGGAACCAAGAUAGCUGUGGCUACCCACCUAGGAUAGUUUCUGCUGAGCUAAUGGAUGAAUAUAAAGAAAAAGAUUUCUUUCCUGUUGGAUCGACAGUGAAAUACAAAUGUCGUCCAGGUUACAUGAAAAUCCCAAGGACGUAUUCUAUUACAUGCAAUAGAAACCAGCAGUGGUCAAAAGUUCUGGAGCUCUGUCAAAGAAAACCAUGUGGACAUCCAGGAGAACCAGAGGGUGGCAGAUUGCUCGUAACAGGAGAUUUUCUCUUUGGUUCCACUGUAAAUUACCAGUGUGAGCAAGGGUACAGGCUGAUUGGCAAGUCUUCCAGAAAGUGUAUAAUAUCUAAUAAUAGAAUGGUAUGGACUGAUCAACUUCCCCACUGUGGCAUUAUUCCAUGUUUUCCACCACCAAGUAUUCCCCAUGGCAAGCACAAUGGAAAUCACUUGGAAGAUUUCUUCUAUGGGAUAGCUGUAACAUAUACAUGUGACAAAGGCUACCCUCUUAUUGGAAAUGCCUCUAUUCACUGCACUACCAAGGACGGGAUAAACGGAGAAUGGAGUGGCAGUGCAUAUUGUGGAGUGAUGCAGUGUGCAUCUCCUCAGAUUAAGAAUGGGAGGAUUGUGGCUGGAAUUUCCAGCACCUACAGAUAUAGCCAGAAGGUGAGCUUUGAGUGCACUGGGGGCCACAAGAUGGUUGGCUCCAGAGAGAUCCAUUGCCAAGUGGAUGGUACGUGGCACCCUCCCGUACCUCUCUGUGAACGGGUGGUGCAAUGCCAACCACCCCCAGACAUUCAAAAUGGGACUCGCAGCAACCAGGAAGCAGCAGUAUUUCCCAGUGGAAUGCUUGUGAAAUAUACAUGCGAUCCUGGCUAUGCUCUGAUUGGAGAGGCAACUAUUCAUUGCACAGAUGCUGGCAGGUGGUCUUCUCCUGCCCCUAACUGUGAAGUAGCCACAAGCUGUGUAACUCCAGAAAUUCAUAAUGGAAAAAUACAAUCUCGAGAAGUAAUUACAUUCACAGAAACAAUUACAUUUGAAUGCAAUCCUGGUUAUAACCUGAAAGGAAACCAUACAAUUCAGUGCCAGUCAGACAACACCUGGGACUCUCCUGUACCAAUUUGUGUCAGGGAGGUUGAAUGCAAGUCACCCCCAAAUAUCCAAAAUGGGGCUCACAGCAACCAGGAAGUAGCGGUAUUCAAAAGAGGAAUGUGUGUGAAAUACACCUGCGACCGUGGCUAUACCCUAAUUGGAGAUGCUACUAUGCACUGCACAGAUUCUGGCACAUGGACCUCUCCAGCCCCGCACUGUGAAAAAUCCCGGUGCCCCUUCCCUCCAAGCAUAGCCAAUGGGAAUCAUGAUGGUUUGGCUCUGCAAAUGUUUGCCUCUGAAACGUCUGUAACUUAUUCCUGUGAUCCGGGCUAUUUGCUUAUUGGAAAGGCAUCCGUUACCUGCACGCCUUCUGGAAUCUGGAGCCGUCCUGUGCCUUCCUGUGAAGCUAUGCACUGUCCGCCACCCCCGAAAAUCAUCCACGGGAAGCAUUUGGGAGAAGACUUCACAUAUGGGAAAUCAGUCAUCUAUAUUUGCGAUGCCGGCUAUUCCCACAUUGGAAACCUCAGCAUUACAUGCAUUUGGAACAGCUCAAACUCUGUAAAGUGGAGUGAAGCCCCCAGAUGCCAAGGUUGCCUUGCACCACAAAGUAUUGCCAAUGGCAAACGAGACAAGGCUAUUUUGGGAGAUUUCUCCUACGGCUCCUCUGUGACUUACCAUUGUGAUCCGGGCUACUCUCUUAUCGGAGCACCAACCGUUUACUGCCAGACUUCUGGAACAUGGGAUCAACCUGCCCCUCAGUGUAAAAGCAGAGAAUAUAUGGUGGCUGCCCAACUCCCAGAUGACUCCCACAUGACAAAGGAUGGGAACAAUGAAAUAGAAAAAGCAACUGGAUCAUUCAGAAAAAACACAACACUUUCGCAAAGCAACAAAAUAACCACCAAGGGCUUGGCAACCACCUUAACCCCAGGUCUCAGAGCAAAGCCAGAUGUUCAAAGACUUCCAGAACAACUGAAUGGUGGUAACCAUACAGAUCUCCAGAAGGAUGCUUUUCCAGGGGGCAGACAUUGCAAUGGAGAAGUGGUCGGCAGCACCCUCCCACCACUUCCUAGUGCUAAGAAGGCCGAAACAGAAACUCUGAUUCAGACUGGAGCGAAUGUGACUCUGCAGUGUGAAAAUGGUUAUGUCAGGAAUGAUACUCCUAUUCAAUCUCAGCAGAUGGGAUGGGACACUCCUGUGCCAGUUUGUACAGCAAGUAAACAAAGCUCCUACAAUUUUGCUACUAUAGGUUUUGGUUCUCUGGCUGGUAUCCUGUUGCUUUUCCUUAUUUUUGGUGGCGUGCUAUGGAUUAUGCUUUUGCAAAAGGAAAAACGCAAAUAUACCUAUGAAGCCAAAAAAAUAUAUAGGAGUGUCUAGUUAUGAAGAUUCCCCACUCUAAGAAGAAAACUUUGUCUUCACAGCUACAGGACAAAAUAUUAAUCUUAAGUGGCAGCUUCUUCUGAGCAAGCUAGGAAGUAUUAGCAACAAAUAUCCUGCUGACAUUGAUGGUUGUGCUAUAAGAAGUGAUGAUGAAUGUAUAAUAUACUCCUGGAAAAUAAAUACGAAGCAGAUUUGGU